AUGGAGGUCAAGGAAUGUCACCAGUGUAGGAGAAGAUUCACACGGGCCUUCAACCUGAGGCGGCACAUCAGAACAACCUGCUCAGUCACACACCCCUUCCGUCCGUAUGAAUGCCCCUUGGGAUGCAGGAAGGAGUUUUAUCGCACAGACACCAAGUACGAUAAGCGCUGCCAUCGUCGACCUGGCAUGUUCAACAGCCGAUACCGUCGGUCUGGUGAAACAAUUGCUGACUAUCUAGCAGCCCUGCGUGCACUCGCCAGUGACUGUAACUACGGACAAAAGCUUGAUGAGAUGCUGAGAGAUCGGCUGGUUUGUGGUAUGCAGGAUGAACAGAUCCAGAAAUCCCUGCUCUCCCAACCUGAGGAUAAACUUGACCUCAAACGGACAAGGCAGCCGCCGAAUUACACCGUUAACCCCGAAUCUUACUCGGAGGAGGAAGCCUCAAUCGCCGAUGAUCAGGAAAUCAAGGACAAGAUCGCUCACGCACCAACACUCAAGUACUUCGACGUCAAGAAACCAAUCACAGUGACAUGCGAUGCCUCAAAGUUUGGCCUUGGUGCAGCUUGCCUGCAAGAGGGCGACCCCAUAGCGUACGCCUCACGCACUAUGACCGACACCGAACAACGGUAUGCACAGAUCGAGAAAGAACUGCUUGCUGUCGUGUUUGCCUGCACCAAGUUCCAUGACUACAUCUACGGUAAAGACAUUAUUGUUGAAACUGAUCACCAGCCAUUAGUCACUUUCGUCAAGAAGCCCCUGCUUAGCGCCCCUGCCCGGCUCCAACGCAUGCUUCUUCGCUUGCAGAAAUACAACAUCACCCUUGUGUACAAAAAAGGGAAAGAACUUUUCAUCGCAGACACUUUGUCACGCGCUCCAUUGACAACCACUGAUAAUGACAACCUCGACCUGGAAGUCAUGACCCUCCUACCAGUCUCCGAUACACGACUUGCACAGCUCAAAGCAGCAACUGCCCGCGAUGCCACCAUGCAACAACUAACUGAUGUCAUCAGUCGUGGAUGGCCUUCACACGUCAACAACGCCCCUCCGGAGGCUCGCCCCUACUUCCCAUUCAGAGAAGAACUGACCCUCGAAUGCGGCAACAUUCUGAAGGGACAAAAGGCCAUAAUUCCCAAGUCGCUUGGUACGGAAUACACUAAACUAUUGCAUGAAGGUCACCCAGGUAUCGAAGCUACCAAACGCAGAGCCAGAGAUAUAGUUUACUGGCCUUCAAUGUGCAUGGAUAUCGAACAGUCUGUCUUGGAAUGCACAGUCUGCAACGCUACCAAAGCACACCAACAGAAAGAACCAUUGAAAAGCUACCCACCACCAAAUCUCCCCUGGGAACAUAUCGGUGUUGACCUUUUCCAAUGGAACGGCAUGGAUUACCUAGCCCUUGGCGACUCAUACUCCGGCUGGUUUGAUUUUGCCUCGCUCGACGACACCUGUGCCUCCACAGUUAUUGAGGUACUAAAGAGACAAUUUUCCAUCCAUGGGAUCCCCGCAUCGUCAUCAGUGACAACGCACGUCAAUUUGAUUGCUUUGCCUUCAAACAGUUUGCACAGUCAUGGGGUUUCCAACAUACAACAAGUAGUCCCUACUACCCUCAGUCCAAUGGACUCGCAGAAAGCUCCGUCAAGCGUGCCAAACUACUCCUGGAAAAGACAAAACGCGAAGGAUCCGACCUUUACCAACUUGCUGAACAUUCGUAACGUCCCAACCGACCCCCAGCUUGGCUCACCUUCCCAACGUCUCAUGUCACGCCGUCUUCGAACAACCGUCCCCACCUCGACGCCCCUCCUCAAACCCAGCGUCAACACACGCGUAACGGCUCAGUUACGUAAGCGCCACCAGCAGCAGAAGCCUUCAUAUGACAAAUCCGCUAAGCCCCUCCGACCACUGAACCCAGGACAAGUUGUCCGCCUCCAAACACCCAAAGGACACGAUCAGCUUGGCAUUGUCAAGAAGCACUCCGGCGACCCCCGGUCCUAUAUCGUCAGUGCCCAAGGCAAGCUAUACCGACGCAACCGGAGACACCUCCUACCCGUCUCCGAACCACCCCCACAGCAACAGCACUUGCCCGACUUCUACGUGCCCCCACAGGAACCGCUCCCUCAACCCGUCAUCGCCCCGUCUCCUGCACCGCAGCCUGCCAUCACCCGCUCCGGUCGCAUUUCCAAGCGGAACCCUAAAUACACUGACAGUUUUGUGAAUUCUAGUUCAGACAAACAGGUUCCAGUCAAGGUGCAAAGCUUCAAUACCAACUCAGAGCAGUUGCAACAAGAAAUCACCAGAGUAACAGAAACAGCAAGGGAACCUAGAUUGAAGUAUGUCAGGGAGGAGCAAGGUGGUAAACAAACCAGGGAAGCCGAGGCGGUUCAGAUGCCAACAGUGUAA
Messenger RNA from Asterias rubens (European starfish), 2394 nucleotides. RefSeq lists its product as uncharacterized. The transcript is spliced from 4 exons. The coding region runs from base 1 to 2394 and encodes 797 amino acids. Lineage: Eukaryota; Metazoa; Echinodermata; Asteroidea; Forcipulatida; Asteriidae. The record is from RefSeq and is a predicted model, not a curated record.